AUGGGGCUUCUCGAAGAUUCCGAACUACGGGAGUCGCUGACGAAGAGACCUCCCGAGGAUAUGAGGCAACUUAUGAGGUGUAUUGAGGAGUAUAAGCGUCUUAAAGAUGAUCGGCUGCAGAGUAAGGGGAAAGCCCCUUUACUCGGUAGAUCUCGAUCGGGCAUUAUUCCGACAAGACCAAAAAAGGAUUUCAGGAUGCAGGAAUCGGAAGCACAAAUUGAAGGAGUGAAUGUGGCGUUCAAAGAACCGGUGCAUAAAAUUCUAGAUCGGAUUAAGAACGAGUCGUUCUUCAGGUGGCCGAACAAGAUGGGGGGCGACCUAUCUCGGAGGAAUCAAAACUUGUACUGCACAUACCACAGAGAUAAAGGGCACACCACCGAGCAGUGCAAGAAAAGAAAUCCCCUCCCACCACCAUUGGGAGUGAUCGAGGUCAUCCACGCCGCCCCGAGAAGUGCAGCCACUGUUAGGAGAGUAUUGACGGUGGCCUACGCGGAGGGAGAAUCACCCGAGAAAAGGAUGAAAGUUGGUCGGCAGACAAUCUCUUUUGACGAGGAAGAUUUGGAGGGGACGAUCCAACCUCAUGAUGAUGCGUUGGUAGUAACAGCAUGGAUAAGUGACUUCUUGGUGAAAAGAGUGAUGAUAGACCAGGGAAGCGGAGCUGAUGUAAUGUACCCAGAUUUGUUCGAGGGGCUCGGAUUAAAGAAUCAAGACUUGGUGAAAUAUGAUACGCUACUGGUCUCGUUUGACGGAAGAGUCGUGAUUCCAGAAGGUCAAAUUUCUCUCUCGGUGGAUAUGGAAGGUAAGGAAGUAAUGAUGACCUUCAUAGUAGUUUGGGAAGUCCAUGGAUUCGCGCAAUGA
Quercus lobata is the source of this 858-nucleotide messenger RNA. RefSeq lists its product as uncharacterized. The transcript has 2 exons. The coding region runs from base 1 to 858 and encodes 285 amino acids. The record is from RefSeq and is a predicted model, not a curated record. Lineage: Eukaryota; Viridiplantae; Streptophyta; Magnoliopsida; Fagales; Fagaceae.